CUUGGCUUGGCAUAUGGCAUCUUUUUCGCUCAAUCAAUUUUGCUGUAAAAGGUCAGUUUGAUCAUGUGUAGCCUGAAAGAAUGCUGUUGUUGCAUUCCAGCUUGCUUAUGCUGUGGCCCCUGUGUUUGUAUUAUUCUGAUUUUAAUCGUCAUUGCUGCAGUGACACUAAUGGCUUUAAUAUUUGCCAAAGUUAUUGUUAUUUGAUUCCCGCCAGCUGAAAUAUUCUCGUUUCAACAAUGUUAUGGAUAUUGUCAAGUCAUUUUUACUGGAUUACUUAAAACUCGAUUUACUUUGAUUUAUUAAUUUAAUGUUUGUAUUUCCACUUCCUUCUCAUUCAUUCUUAUGCAACUAUUCAAAAUUAUCAGACGACUGGCAAGAACUGGUUGAUGAAUGCCUCUGCCACGAGGUAGGCAGCAUAAGAAAUCACGCUGCAGUGGCUCUCCCUUCUCUCUGCUCACAGUACUACAUGGUUGGCUGCCAACUUAACGUUGACAAAUCUAAUACAAUCAUACACAGUUAUAUUGACAAAUUGAAAGCUAAUGAUGAAACUACAAGACUGGGGCAUGCUUUAGCUUUAGGUUCUUUACCCGCUGAUAUACUGAAAGGACAUGUUGAUAUUAUAAUUGAUAGUUUGAUAGAAUGUGCUACAUAUACUGAUUCAACUGAAAAAUGGGUUCAAAGUAGAAGGCAAGCAAUUCUGUCUCUUAAUUCUAUCUGCUGCAAAGUUGGAAUUAGCAGUCCAGAUCAAAAGAUAUCCUGUCAAACACACUUGUUAAAAAUACUUUCAUGUAUGGUUGAAGGAUUACUUGAUUAUACCAGAGACGAUACAGGUGACACCGGAGCUUGGGUUAGGGAGUCUUCCAUGACGGGAAUUGAGUCGUUAAUGCAACUUGGAGCAAAAGAAGCACCUGACUUGCUGACUGAAAACAUUGUUGAACGUGCUUUGACCAGAAUCACACAGCAAGCAGUAGAAAGAAUUGAUAGAACUAGAGGAAUUGCAGGCAAUGUGUUUUCUACACUUUUACACAGUAAUCCUCAAAUCCCAUAUAUUCCAAUGCGAGAAGAAUUGGUUUUGGUUUUUCCAGAGGAAGCAUGUAAAAAUGAAAUAAAUUGGUUAUCUGGUCUAGAAACAUUCCCUAGGUUUACUCAACUGCUAUCACUUGAAAGUUAUACUAAGCCUAUCCUAACAGGAUUGAUUGUUUCUGUAGGAGGGAUUACAGAAAGUUUGGUUACUGCUUCUAGCAACUGUUUGUUUGACUAUCUUAGAGGUCAGAAUUCUAAUGAACUUCAUAGGAUCUGUGAUACAAUAGCUUUCAUCUAUGAUACAAAUUUACAAAAUGAUAGGAUAAUAUUACCAAUGCUAAGCUUUCUUGACAAGCUUCUUGGAUCAGGCACAAUCAAUCAAGUACUCAAAGAUCCUAAUUCCAAAUUUGCUCUACAGAUUUUCAACUUGACUAGGUCAGCAUUGACUGGCACUCUUGAUAAAUUUAAACUGCUGAGGUCUGUGGAUGUGUAUUGUCAACUAAUACAGGUUGAUGGUGCAGUAUGCAAGAAGGCGCUCGGACGGCUCAUGAUCUUGCUUUGCCAUAGGUUUGGUUGGCUGAGGAAAGCAACAGCAACAAAGUUAUACGAAUCCCUUAUGUUGUAUCCUGAUAUCCCAGGAUUAUCUGAAGAAUCUUUGGAUUCUAUCCUUUCAUUACUUUCGGAAGCUGAAUGGACAACUAUAGAUAUCUCUCGCCCUGUUAGGAAUAAAAUAGCAGAAUUAUUAGGAAUCAAACCUCCUGUCCCAGUCCCAAGUGUCUAAGAUACCUCAAUUGUUGUUGGACCAUGUAUAAAAUAGUUGUAUAUUUUAUUUUCAAUCAGAAUAAAAAUAGCUAAUCUGUUACUUUUUAUAUUUUUUAUAAAUAUUUUAGCUCCUGUGCUAGGCAUUUUUCAUAAAACUUAUUAUGUUUUAUUAUUUAAAAUGUAUAAGAAUUAGUUUUUUCCAGCACUGGUCUUAUUAUGACUAAUACUUUCAAGUCUAACUAUAUUAGUUAUAGUUUUUUAUUUUAUGAAUUAGGUAGACUACAAAUAACUGCUUUAAAACUAUUAACAACCUUUCUCUAAUGUAGAAAAUGAUUUUAGUCAAAUUUUAUUUUAUCUAUAAAGCAUUUUAUCGUCAUGCAGACAGAACAUCUGAUGUGCAUAUUAUGCAAACAUCUUUUGUGAGUUAUACAUUGUUUUCCCUCUUCAAAUAUACCUAAAAUAGUUAAAUUUCAGUUAUCUAUUCAAAAU
Messenger RNA from Nezara viridula (southern green stink bug), 2274 nucleotides. The record is from the annotation of a GenBank genome assembly. Lineage: Eukaryota; Metazoa; Arthropoda; Insecta; Hemiptera; Pentatomidae.